Hibiscus syriacus is the source of this 1209-nucleotide messenger RNA. Its product is annotated as PTI1-like tyrosine-protein kinase At3g15890. The record is from RefSeq and is a predicted model, not a curated record. Gene Ontology annotation, biological process: protein phosphorylation. Gene Ontology annotation, molecular function: protein kinase activity; ATP binding. Bases 29 to 1162 code for a protein of 377 amino acids. NCBI's taxonomy places the organism in Eukaryota, Viridiplantae, Streptophyta, Magnoliopsida, Malvales, Malvaceae. Gene Ontology annotation, cellular component: plasma membrane. The transcript is spliced from 4 exons.
GGUAACGAUUCCACCAUAGCCAAAAGCUAUGGGAUCAAUCAUGAGUUGCUGCAGUUCAGAGAAGGUCGAUGAAGGUGUUGUGGUUGCUCCAGGGAAUACGACAUGGAGAAUGUUUACGUAUAAAGAGCUGCAUACUGCUACCAAUGGUUUCAGCGACGAUAACAAGCUCGGAGAAGGCGGCUUCGGCAGUGUUUACUGGGGUAAAACUAGUGACGGUCUUGAGAUAGCUGUGAAGAAAUUAAAAGCCAUGACAGUGAAAGCCGAAAUGGAAUUCGCGGUGGAAGUUGAGGUUCUCGGAAGGGUUAAGCACAAAAAUCUCUUGGGACUGAGGGGUUACUGCGUUGGGACCGAUCAAAGGCUCAUAGUCUACGAUUACAAGCCUAACCUGAGCGUGUUGUCCCAUCUGCAUGGUCAAUUUGGUGGAGAUGUUCAAUUGGAUUGGAAGAAGAGAAUGAAGAUUGCUAUAGGGUCUGCAGAAGGCAUAUUGUAUUUGCAUCAUGAAGUAACACCCCACAUCAUUCAUAGAGACAUCAAGGCCAGUAAUGUCCUACUGGAUUGGGAUUUCGAACCACUGGUUGCUGAUUUCGGGUUCGCCAAACUAAUCCCGGAAGGCGUAAGCCACAUGACAACCCGCGUUAAGGGCACUCUAGGGUACCUCGCACCGGAAUACGCCAUGUGGGGAAAGGUUUCCGAAAGUUGUGAUGUUUAUAGUUUUGGUAUUCUUUUGCUUGAGCUUGUCACAGGGAGAAAGCCUAUAGAGAAGUUGCCCGGUGGUGUCAAGAGGACUAUAACCGAAUGGGCGGAGCCGCUUAUAGCCGAUGGACGGUUUAAAGAGCUCGUCGAUCCGAAGCUUCGGGGACACUUCGAAGAAAACCAGUUGAAACAAUCGAUCUAUGUCGCUGCUCUAUGCGUGCAGAGUGAGCCCGAGAAGCGUCCGAAUAUGAUGCAAGUUGUAGGCAUGUUAAAAGGGUACGACGCUAGAGGCAACUUGAUGAAGACGAGAAUGGAUAGUGUGAAGUACAAAGAAGAACUAAUGGCACUUGAUCAAACAAGUGAUGAUGAUUUUGAGGAAAGCUGUGGAGUAUUUGGCACCAUGGUGGGGACAAAGAUGCAAGAUCCUUACAGCCGCUAUGGAAAUAAGAAAAUAACCCAACAUGUUUGACAAAGUUUAUUUGGAAUGCAACUAUUCUUGAUUUUGUUGAUAUCAAA